Cyclocybe aegerita is the source of this 2484-nucleotide messenger RNA. NCBI's taxonomy places the organism in Eukaryota, Fungi, Basidiomycota, Agaricomycetes, Agaricales, Hemipholiotaceae. The record is from the annotation of a GenBank genome assembly.
CAUGCUGUUGCAGUGCCGCUUUCAAAUGAUCCUUCUUGCGACAGUCAAUAAUUUCGAUCAUCAACCCAGAUUCCCGAUAUGCAAGGAGCUCGAAGGCCGUUUCACGGUCGAUGGGAGGGAGAGAGGUUGGACCAUGCAUCGGCAAUACCUGCGAUCGACGUUCGAGGACCUCGAGGAAAACGAUCCACGUGAAGUCCCAUUGAAGAACACCUUCAAUCUCCAGGACUUGCAGAAGUGGGCAGACCCACGGCCCCGCACUUCGGUCUUGGGCUCAGCGAUGUCGACAACGCCAUCCGUAUUGAACCUUCCUACGCCUUUACUUCUUCUUGUGCACCUUCACAUCCUCGAAUAUCCGCGAGCAAACAACCCAGAAUAUGACCAAGAUAUCUUCAGUACGCGUAAACGCGGUCUACGAGAACGGGCGAAAACAAUGGAGGAUAUCGCGUAUUUUCUGGUUGGAAGGAUAGAAGGGAAAAGUGUGAAGACGAUUUUGUCCACAUACCCUUGCGUUCAACCCGCCGAAUCGUUGGCCUUUCGGACUUCUCUAACGAAAUAUCUGGAAGCCCUGCGACACCAGUCCAUAUAUCCUUCGUCAGGACGAUCGUCUGCGGGACUGAAGGGGAACUUGAAAUCGUCGAGUGGGAGCCAAGCGGACGACACGGUGGCAUGGUGGUGGAAAGACGUCCUGGUCAGAAAGUCACUUCUAGAGGAGUGUUCUGGAGACAGAUUCGAACGUCUCUUACUUUCGCUGUCAACCCACGCACUGAUGAAGACUGCGCGUCGAAUACCACCGGAUAGAAUGAGCGUAGGCCCUCCUUCGCUCUCAGCCCGCGAUUGGAAACGAACUGCUUCACUUGUAUCCCAACGCGAUCGGGGUAUACAGUCGCUGCGGGUCCUGGUCGACUCCCAGAGUCAUAUGUUCUCAACUCUCUACGCAAACCUUUCUACUGAACGCCUCCAAUUAUUGGCACAGUCCAAACUGCAAGAUUUAGAGAAUAACGAUUGGCAAGGGGAAGGCGGCCGUGCUGCGCUGCUUUUCUUGACCGACCUUGCCGGGCUACGACCUUCUCUCACAAGUCCUCCUUCAAGUUCAAGCUCUCUUUUCCCGAGACCAUCGCCCUCUCGUCCUGUGGUAUCGACACACCCAUCACCUCUACCCGUGGCCGCCGCACACCACCCAGCCCAUCUCAAGAAACUUCGUCAGUCGACCUUUUAUUCCAAGUCCUCGAAGCAUGAACCAGGAGAACCAGCCACUCACCAGACGCAUGCAGAGAUCCUGCUUGCGGGUCGCAUCCACACUCGGAAGCAGACCAGACAAAUUCUGCAUGACGCCCUUUCUCGGGCCAAGAGGAGAGGAGAAGAACUACGCGUUAUCUCUCGUUCGGUUCUACAACGAGAAAUUCCUGAAACCACCGCUAUCCGGCUCUGGAGGCGACACGGAGCCACCAAACCCAUGAACCUCCAACCAGAGCCUUCCAAAGAGCUCCUCUUUUCUCUGGGCUUCGAGCGAGAGUAUGAGACCUUAACGCCGAACCCAGACGAAGAUCCAAUAGAGAAGAGGAUUGAGCAGAUCCGCGCAUCCAUCCUGCCACCAUAUCCCCAGAUACCUGACCCCCAUGACGCGCGUCUGCCACCUCGCGAACCAACUAACGGCCGUGGGCCCAAAUCCCUUAUCCCAUUAGCGAAGGCCUCCUCCAAUGUCAGACAAGCCGGGAACCAAUUGAUCAAGAGUGGUCAGCCCACACUUCAUGUUCCACCACCACAAACACCUGGCAUGUCGCCGAGCAGGUCCGCAGCUUCGAGGAGCCUCAGACGGAAGUCGCUCUCGGUGCGAUUUUCGAUGGCACAGCGGCACUCUAGACGGCCGUCAGUGUUCAGGGCCUUUAGCGGCGGCGUGGAAGACGAAGUGGAGAAGCUGAUCGACGAGACACACGACUUCCCCACAGACGAUGACGACACUGACCACGAAUCCUCCCUCACCUCCGUUGCCAAAACACCGAAAGCGAAGCGCAAGACGCCGAAAGUCAACCGGAUCUGGACUGCUGGCACACCUGGCCGUCCUCCGCCUGUGUCAAAGUCGCGCGAGUCGGUCGCUCUCGCAGGCCUGUUCGACUCUGAACUAGACGUCGGGCUGCCCAGUCUGCUGUCUCGAGAAUCUGUCGGCCCAGACUCCAUACCUGAUGAGGAUGAUGAAGAUGGUGUUUAUGGAGGUGGAGAGGCGACGCCGAUGCCAGCUAAGAGACGUUUUCCUCGGGUAGCUCGCCCGCCGGACUUGGAGAAUUCGGACGAAGGAGAAGGAGACGACGAGCUUGACGCGUCGCUGCGUGACGACGAAGAGGAUGUAUUCGGGGACGACCCUCCUAGCAUGACGCUCAAGGACAUCUUGUUGAGUGCCGAUACCAGUCGUUUUGACUUAUUGGAGCAAGGGGAUGAGGAAUUAGAAGAAGGAAUGUUGACAGAAGAUGUAUCAUUUGUAUGGGAGUA